AUGGCUAGAGAACUAGCCUCUAAACACACGGCAGUCGCGAACUGGCUGAAUCCCGAACCCCCUAGGUAUCCAAAUGAUCCCCCCAACAUCCUCUCCCUCGACCAAGCAUUGCAACUAGUCGAAAGCGUAAGGGACGCUGAAUCCAAACGCCGACGCAAAACGAAAGCUACUCUCCGCCAAACUCAACAACCCUGUCACCUAUGCGGCCAGAAAGGUCACACAGCAAAGGAUAUCGCCGAAGACGGCUCUUUCAAGUGUCCCACCCGCAUCACCGACACCCAAACCAUGUCAACCGAACUCUCGCGUCUACGCGCUGAAUUCACCGCCGAACUAGCCACUAUACGCCAAAAAGACGAGGUACAAAAACUCUCCCAACAACAAAAUCAAAAUCAAAAUCGACAAGUUCAACAAAACAUACACCACCAUCCCCGCAAUCACCAACAACAACAAACCCUACACCACCGUCUCCACCACGACUCCUACCUAACCGCCCUCCAAAAACGCAACCGCGCCCUACCCAUCUGGUCCGUAAACUACUUCGCCCUUCACCGCGCGCUGCAGCGUAAAUCGGGGCUAGCGCGGUUUGUAGAUUGCAGUGGUAAGUCACAGUUUGUGCGGUUGUAUGUAGAGGGCGUUGCGAGGUAUGAAAAGGAGGUGAGGGAGAAGAAGGAGAGAGAGAGGAGAGAGGAGGAGGGGGAAGUGUUGUGGCCGAAUGUGCAGGUUGUUGUGAGGUGA
This is a messenger RNA of Bipolaris victoriae FI3, 735 nucleotides long. RefSeq lists its product as hypothetical. The coding region runs from base 1 to 735 and encodes 244 amino acids. The transcript has 2 exons. Lineage: Eukaryota; Fungi; Ascomycota; Dothideomycetes; Pleosporales; Pleosporaceae. The record is from RefSeq and is a predicted model, not a curated record.